AUGGCCGGCGGGAAGAGGAAUAGGUUGCAGGGUGCACCCCCAAAAUGGGCUAUCGUCCGUGGCAUGCUCCACAUGCGGCUGAAGGACGCCGCCACGGAGCUGAACGUCCCCAUCACCUACCUCCGGCGCCUCUGCCACCAGAACGGCUUCCCUAACUGGCCAGGAAAGAGGAUCCGGUACAUGAACGGUAUAGGGAGGAACCCGAUGCUGGAGGUAGAUGCGCCGGAGAGCUCGUCACGGCGGGCUGGGUUAGCUGGUCCUUCCCAGCUGGCCAAGGUCGCGGAGACCAAGAAGAAGGAGGAGGAGGCGACAACAUGA
Molecule: messenger RNA, 318 nt
Organism: Miscanthus lutarioriparius
Lineage: Eukaryota; Viridiplantae; Streptophyta; Magnoliopsida; Poales; Poaceae
Source: the annotation of a GenBank genome assembly